CAUCUAACAAUAAAGCUGGCUGUUCAGGAGUGGCCGUGUCUCGUCCCGAUGUUCUCCGUUAGCUAGUUUGCAUGAAGAGAUGUGGUUAACAAAUACAGAAAACCACACCGGGAGGGAGGAAAUGCUACAUGCAAAAUGUAUAUAUGCUGUAUCUGAUGAAAUGACACAAGUAUUUGGAAAGACUCAACGUCUCUUCACCAGCUCAUCAGAUGUUUUUGAGGAUCCUGGAGAUCCUGUCAGGCAUGAAGUGGAACAUCUGGGGUCUCCUGCUUAUAUCUCCUGGCCUCUUCUGCAUAUCUGCAAAGCAGACUAAGGCUGUGGAAACAGCCUGUGGAAAAAACCCUAACAAACCUGUUUGUGCUGGAGUUAAUGCCAUAAAAUGGUCCAAUUCAGGCAAUGGAAAGAAUUUGGAUGGCAUCGUCAUACUCGGUACAGAUGGUUUAAUGGGUUUCAUGGAAAAAGGUUAUUCCUCGACCUGUAAUGAUUCUCGAUUCUCAGCUGGGAUGAAACACAAAAUGACUGUUUUUUCAUUUCAAGAAAAUACAACCUCACCAUCUACAAGCAGCAGCGAUUUUGGUUUGUCUUUAUUUAAAGACUCUAAACACUCAACAUACAUACUCAACAUAAGCAGAUCGAUUACAUUAGAUCAAUGUAUAAUAGAAGGGGCCUGCAGAAAUGGCACUUGGACAAACUGGAUUCCAGAAGGUUUAAAUUGGACCCUUCCAAAAAACUUUACAGAUACAAAUUGUAGAAUGACCUGCCUGAAUCCCACAAACACGUGUGAGAUUGCAAAAUAUGAUUCCAGCUGUAGGGAUGAUAAUGCAGGCGAUGAAAGUAAAAUGAACACCAUUAAGAUCAGUAGUGGAAGUGCAAAUUGUAUUAAAUGCGGAAGUCCUUUUCAAAAGGUGGAAGAAAUCAAAGAUGUAGCAAUCUCAAAUAUAUUCAAUAAUACUCAUAAAGGAGAGACAGAUGCUGCAAAAGCUGUUGAGGCCAUGAACUAUCUCCCCAAUCUGCUGGCUCUCAUGGAGAACAUGACCACAGCAUCUAUUUCCUUGGGUGAAGUUAAAGGGGUUUUAAAGAAAAUUCAAAAUGUGUCUGAUAUCAAGAAGUCCGCUUUCAUCUACUCUGCAGAAACAGGCAUCAGAGUUAUAGAUGAUUUUUCCGUAUUGAAAGAUUAUCCCAACGCUCUCACUAUUCCAGAGGAAGCCACAAAACAAGCAUUCAACAAAAGUGCAGGAUAUGCUUUUCUGGGUGUGUUCAGAUUUCCCAACAUGUCAAAGGAUGAAAACAACAGUACGGUUUUGGGGAAUCAAGUUUUUGCAAUCGAAAUGGGGACACGAAUAUCAAAUCUGACUGAAAACAUCAGUUUGGCCUUUAGCAAUAAAGAGAACAUGAUUGGAACUCCUGCCUGUAACUCAUGGGAUGGAAGCGGAAAUAAGCCAAACUGGACAACUGAAGGGUGUACUACUGUUCCUAAUGGAAAGGAUAUAACAUGUAACUGCAACCACUUGACUUUCUUCGCUGUGCUUAUGGUUCAUCCAGUACCCAUUCCCGAAGCUGACCUUGUCGCUCUCACCUACAUCACGUACAUCGGCUGCGGCCUCUCCAUGUUUUUCCUGGGAGUCGGAUUUUUUAUUCACUUCCUCUUAAGGAAAGCGAAGGCCACUAAUUCAGCCCAUGUGCUGAUGAAUCUCUUUUUGGCGCUGUUUCUGCUCAACCUGGCCUUCCUGUCUAAUGAAUACAUUGCACGUGCGAAAAGCCCCGGCGCCUGCAGGGUCAUAGCUGGCUUCAUGCACUUUAGCCUGUUAGCCAGUUUCUCCUGGUUUGCGGUGGAGGCUUUACACCUGUGCCUGCAAAUGGCCAGACACUCAAUCGUCAUCAAACAUUACAUCCUCAAGCUCUCUGUGGCGGGGUGGGUUCCUCCUGCUUUUAUUGUCAGUAUCAUUUUCAUCUUUGGCAAAUAUGGUGAACAGACCAUACAGACGGACACAAGCAAUGUAACCAUGUGCUGGAUUUUAGACAGCACUGUCCACUACGCCGUGAACAUCGGCUUUUACUGCUUCGUCUUCAUCUUCACCUGUUGCACCAGCAUCGUGGUGCUGCGAUGGCUCUCCAUGCUGAAGGUGAGGAAGUUUAACAAAGCUGCAGCGGUGAAGCGCUCAGGAACCGCCUCCUUUGACAUCACCACCAUCCUUGGCCUCUGCUGUCUGCUGGGACUCACCUGGAGCUUCACUUUCUUCAGCUUCGGAAGUCUGGCUCUGCCCUCGUACUACAUAUUCACCAUACUAAACUCCUUCCAAGGAUUCUUCUUGUUCAUAUAUUACAUGAAAACGAGCAGCCUCUUUGGAGACUCUGUGCCUUCAGAAGAUAUGACAAGCGAUAUGACUGAAGAGACCCAGACUGAAAACCCGUACGAUAACGAAAUACCAACACCCAACAAAAAGGCCGUCUGAAUGUCUCCUCUGUAUCUGUGCAUUUGAGAUGUCAUAUCUGUCUAUAGAUACCUUACAUUCAUUUGCAGUAUUAUAGUGAAUUCAAUGCAAAUUUCUUCUGCAACAUAUGUAGCUAUUUCUGAUUUAUGAAUUUUUUAAGCGUUUGAAUUGAAUUGCUGACGGCACACAGGAAGAGAUAUUCGCUUUAUUGCAUCCUGUUUGCCACUUCAAUUCUUUAUAGACGUUCGUUCCCAAUUUAGUUCUGAAUGGGGCACAACCCUGCUGAAUUAUAAUAUAAUAAUCAUCUCCUGUAGUAUGAUUCUUUUUCAUGACUGCACUUAAACAUUUCCUUAGAGAGAAAAGUUGCAGGUUUUCUUUAUAAUGCAAUGCUAGUGAUGUACUUAUUUACACUGUAUAUUAUCUUUUGCAUGUUUAUUUUCUGGUGCAAGUUACUGUACUAAAAUAGUAGUAGGACAUUUGUGAUUUUUAUGAUUUUUAAUCAGACCUGGCAUAUUGUUGGCUCCCUGAUGAAUUGCUUUGUUACUCUUGUUAAUGGCUUUGGAUAAAAGUAUCUGCUAUAAAUGUAGAAAUGCAGACCAUAGGCUGUUAUAUUUUCAGUCUUUCACACAUAAGCUAUUGAUUGUUUUUUCCUGUAUUUGCGCUAACAUGCUUUACUGACGAUCAGAAACAUAAACCCUGAAAAAAAUAACACCA
Pimephales promelas (fathead minnow) is the source of this 3146-nucleotide messenger RNA. RefSeq names its product adhesion G protein-coupled receptor G11 (gene adgrg11). Gene Ontology annotation, cellular component: plasma membrane. Lineage: Eukaryota; Metazoa; Chordata; Actinopteri; Cypriniformes; Leuciscidae. The record is from RefSeq and is a predicted model, not a curated record. Gene Ontology annotation, molecular function: G protein-coupled receptor activity. Gene Ontology annotation, biological process: adenylate cyclase-activating G protein-coupled receptor signaling pathway; cell surface receptor signaling pathway.